CCGCCAAGUUUGGACUUUGACAUAUUUCAUAAACUAUUGCACAAAUAACACUAUCAACUAAGAAUAAUAUACCUUCUAUACCUUUUAUGAUGCUGAUUUUUGUAUUUUUAUCACUUUUUCUAUCGCGAUACUGAUUAUGAUUUUAGAGAUUUAUAAUUGACCUCGGAAGCACACAAAGCUUCUAUUUUGAUGUUGUUAGGCUGUGUAACAACAAGAAAAUGUCUGUGAUAACUCAUGUUCCUGAGCCUAAUCUAUGGGAUGAAAUAUGUAAAGAAUUCUCAUCCAAUCGGCCUCCCUGGAAGGAUGAUGAUGCCAUGUCAGUACACACUGAGCUCCAGGAUUAUGAUCCUGCUAUGCACAAUCCUGUCUUCUAUGGGAAGAUGCAUAAAAAGCAAUCAGUUGAUGAGAACCCAAUAAAAACAUUUGAUCCUUCAAAAAGUCAUCCUUCAUGUGUGGGCUAUGCCUUCAUGGACAAACCCCCUCCUGCCACUCCCCCACGUCCUCCAACACCACCUGACAAAGACACGUGCCCCCCAAGAGAGUAUCUGGAGCAUUACAUAUUCCCAUAUUUACUACCAGGCAUGGAACUUAUGCUUGCUGAAGCCAAAAGAGAAAAAUGCUUUGAGAGAAGAAGAACCAAAUUCAAUGCAUUAGAUUUCCUCACUGAACAUUUAUACAAAAAUAAUCCCAAAUGUAAAGCAGAAAGGAAGGAUGAGACUUUGCUUGAUAUACCAUUUGUUAAAGAAUGGCUAAAAGACCAUCCCAGAGCUCCUCUCCCCUUAUCCCUCCUAUGGACUGAUGAAGAGGCUGCAGUAGUAGUACAAGCUGGCUGGAGGGGAUAUCUCGUGCGCAAAGAUGAGAAAGUUCAAGAGCUUAGGCAAUGGCAGCGACAAUGGCGAGAUGAGAACACUAGUAUUCAAUCAAAGGUUGAUCAAUUCUGGGCUACUAAGAUGCCAAAUGGUGGACUUACACCUGCAGGGUCUAUAAUUGAGGAUAAAGACAUUGAACAACAGAAUGACAAGAAGUAGAUUUACAUAACAUUUUUAGUACUCAUGAAAGUACAUGCAUGCUGAGACUCAUUUAUUGUAAAUAUGAAAUAGAGAUGUAAAUAAAAUAUAGGCCAACCGCACUUACCGCAGACUAUGAUAGGUUAUGAAUAACACAAUAUUUUUGUGAUCUCAAAAUAGGAACUCACAUGUUUGUUUCGAUUUUAA
Molecule: messenger RNA, 1214 nt
Organism: Owenia fusiformis
Lineage: Eukaryota; Metazoa; Annelida; Polychaeta; Sabellida; Oweniidae
Source: the annotation of a GenBank genome assembly